Molecule: messenger RNA, 4354 nt
Organism: Octopus sinensis (East Asian common octopus)
Lineage: Eukaryota; Metazoa; Mollusca; Cephalopoda; Octopoda; Octopodidae
Product: xylosyltransferase 2-like
Exons: 12
Coding region: 144-2873 (909 amino acids)
Biological process (GO): heparan sulfate proteoglycan biosynthetic process; chondroitin sulfate proteoglycan biosynthetic process
Cellular component (GO): membrane
Molecular function (GO): protein xylosyltransferase activity
Source: RefSeq, a predicted model, not a curated record
UGUCUUUCUCUUUCUCCAUUUUCCACUCUCACUCUAAUUCCUUUUCUCUCUCUCUCUCUCUCUUUCUCUCGCACUUGUUUAGUGCUGCCAACUUGUCACUCUUCUGUUUUCGGAGGCGAACAAAGCCAGGCGGUGUACACAGCAUGGCAGCCUCCCGGAUUGCUUCGAAUUCAAGACUGUGUUUCAAAUAUAAGUUCUUCUUUUAUAUCGUGAUUUUAAUUUUAGGAGUCCAAUUACUCCUCGUUUACAAUUUUUAUAGCAUGAACCAAAAAGAACUGGAUAAACUACAACAAUGGCGAUCGGAUGUAAAAGGUUUGCCGAGAUUGUCGGCUGGGUCGCCCAUUGAAACUGACGGGAGGCCAAAUGUACUUACACGCAAUGUCUUGGAGAACGAGAAAGGUCCUCCUAACGGUAAAAUAGUUGCCCAACCAAAGCCUGUGAUAGACCCGCCAGCUAACUUCACGCCAAAAUGUGAAAUCAAAACCAAAGACACUUGGUCAGCUCUGAAUCGAGCCAAGACCAUUCUAUGUAAACAGGAAAUAUCAAAUGUCGCUUGCCUUGACAAGGAAGGAAAGCUUUACCCUAAGAGUCUUCCACGAUACUGUCCUUACAAAGGUAAUGACACAGGAAUGUACUUUGGAUGUUUCCGGGACUCCCGUGCCAAAAGGGAGCUGGGAGGGCAUCAUAAGGAUUUCCCAGAAACCAACUCACCUUCUGUGUGCAUUGCUCACUGCUUACAAGCCGGUUUUCAAUAUGCUGGAGUACAGUAUACGAAAGAAUGCUGGUGUGGGGACGAAUAUGGCAAAUAUGGUCUCUUAGCAGAUAUUCAUUGUUCAAAUCACUGUCCACAGAACAGCACGGAAACAUGUGGGGGUUUCCUUGCUAUGAGGGUGUUUAGCACCGGACUUGGAGAGAAGAAGAAGAUCCAAGCAACGUUAGUGAAAGCCAAUGAGAUUUUGUCCGAGGAGCGAGUCAGAAUUGCCUUUGUAUUUACAUUGAAUGGACGUGCCAUACGCCAAGUCUACCGUCUGCUUAAGACUCUCUACCAUAUCAACCACUACUACUUCUUCCAUGUGGACGCUCGUCAAGAAUUUCUGCAGAGAGAGAUGUUGGAGUUGGCCAAAAAGUUCCCGAAUAUGUAUGUUACCCACAACCGGUUACCCACGAUCUGGGGUGGUGCUAGUUUAUUACAGGCCCACCUGAACAUAAUGACGGAGUUACUGGCAAAGACCAACUGGAAGUGGGACUACUACGUGAAUCUCAGUGAAUCAGAUUACCCUAUCAAGAAACUGGAAGAACUUGUGGCCUUUUUAACCAAAUACAAAACAUACAAUUUUCUAAAAACACAUGGCAGAGAUACACCAAGGUUUAUUCAAAAACAAGGUUUGGACCAGACGUUCUUCGAAUGCGAGAAUCACUUAUGGCGUGUUGGACCACGGAACAUUCCAGAAGGUAUCCGGGUUGACGGAGGAAGCGACUGGAUCGGCAUUCAUCGGAACUUCUGUGAAUAUAUCAUUAAAUCUGAAGACAAACUUGUCCUGGGAUUGAAACGGGUCUAUGAAUUUACACUUCUACCUGCCGAGUCAUUUUUCCACACAGUAUUACAGAACAGUAAGUUCUGUGGAAUGUUUGUUGACAACAACCUUAGAAUCACCAACUGGCGCCGGAAGCUUGGCUGUAAAUGUCAGUAUAAACACAUCGUGGAUUGGUGUGGCUGUUCACCAAAUGUCUUUAAAUCUGCAGAUCUACAUCGGCUGAUGAACAUGGAUGAAAAACCAAUUUUCUUUGCUCGGAAGUUUGAACCAGUGGUUAACCAGGACAUAAUCAACAGUGUGGACACGUAUCUAUUUGGAUACAGUAACCAAGCUUUCCCUGGUUUCAACAGCUACUGGCAGAAUGAGUUCCAUCAUCUCGACAGAAAUACCAAAGUUGACGAUGCCUACCGCACAUUCUUUCACUCAUUCAUCCGUCUCUCCUUGCGGCACCUCACCGACUCAAACAGGCGUUGUCGGUUACGCUUCAUUGAACUGCUUGAAGUAAACAUGUUUUUUGAAACGGACCAUUUCCAUGGCCUGCUAGUGAAGUUCACUGCUGAGCAGAUGAGUUCAGGUAAAGUCUAUACCCUGGAGACACAGCUGCAUCCCAAGACCUUCUACAUGAUGUACAACACAGGCAACUCAGUGGACCGUCUGCAAGGUCUCGAGGUUGGCACUGAUUUUGACCCGAAAGAACUGAUUUUCAGGAAUUAUGGUCAGCUGAUGGGACCUUACAGCAACAUUGCCUUACGUCAUUCAUGGGGUAAUGGCAACGAGGUAGCUGUCUCAGUUGCCUGGAUUGACCCUAGUAAUACUGUUGCAGCAUCCUUUGAUAUGAAAAUACCAUCUGGUGUACAUAUUGGCGCACACAAACCCCAAUUUAAAAAGCCUUUGCGCCCAGGUGUCUGGACUAUAAAAGUUUUCCAUGAAUGGGAGACAUUUGCUGAAGUGAAGUUUCUGAUUCUCCCAUUGAGUUUUUACCAAGAGAGACCCAUCCUUGCCCCCGAGAUCUAUGCAACUCACAACGGACCCAAAGGACAUUACCUCGAAAAAGACUUCGACUUCUCAGAUUUUCGGAAACCACUAAAAAUCGAGAACAUCACCGAAGCCGAAAACCGGGCGACCAUCAAUGGUCGCAAGGUUGGAAAAGAUCUUGAGAGGUGGAUCGACACAUUAACUGCAGAAUUUUGGCAGCUUCAGAACUUCUGUGCACACAAGGAGACAGUACCUUUAUGUGGGGUACUCGAGAAAUGUGAACACUCCACCUGGAGCUCCAUGUCAACAGAUACAAAGUCAACAAUUACACUGGUCGAUGAAAAUACAGGAUACCUUCGGUAGCUUUCAUUAUUGUGAGGAUAGUUCUGGGACAUGGUACCUCUCUCCUCCUCGAUGGACCUCAGUCACUGUAUGGGACAAACUAAAAAUAGAACCAACAGUGGCAGCAGAGGAAAGGGGAAUAUCAUGUUCCCAGAAUUGGGAUCUAUAAUGAUUCAAUAUUUGAAUCUCAACUGUGCCAUCCUAGUUUUUUUUUUUUUUUUUUUUUUUUUUUUGUAAUUCAUUCUGUGUUUUUCCAUUUUUUUUUUUUAAAGGAAUGAUGCAAAUUACAACCAAAAGUGGACAAAUGCAAAUUUGAAAUUACUAAAAAAAAAUGCAAAUAUUAAUGAUGAAAAAUGCUAAUUAUGAAAUCAUAUUUUGGAGUAUGGUGUGGGUGCAGAUUGAAAAAUACCAUUUCAUGUCUUUUUUUUUUUUGUGUCAUCUACCAAAAUUACUUACAAAAAAAAAUUGUUGCAAAAAGAAAACUAAAUCACCUAGACUGUCAGUUUUACUGGAAAUACCCAAUGGCUAUUCAGUAGUGGUGUGUGCGUGUGUGUGCAUGUAUCUGCACAUGUGUCAGUGCAGUUUUGGUGCUCUACAUGCACACACAACAAAAGGCAUAAAUAUAACUGAUAUAUUUAUAUUACCAUAUAUGUAGCAUAUGUAUGUGUGUCUAUAUAUAUAUAUAUAUAUAUAUAUGUGUGUGUGUGUGUAUUUAUGUAUAUGAUAUGUAUGUUUAUAUAUGUAGCUAUAUACAUUUUUAUGUAUAUGUGUGUGUGUGUCUGUAUAUAAUUAAUAGAAGCCCUAGACAGUAUUAGAAGGAAUAGAUAUGUAAGGGAUUCUUAUGAGUACAGGCCUUUUGGAAAGUACAUAUUGUGAAGGUAAAUACAUAUAUUUUACUAAAAGCACAUGCUGGUAAGUUUAAUCCCGUCAUAUCAUGUAUAUAUAUAUUUUCUAUAUGUGUGUAUGUGUUUUAUAUCCUCAUUUGUGUGUAUGUAUGUGUAAGGACAAACUAGAAAUGUCCAGUUACAUGAGCAUAACAUUACAUUAAACCUAGGGUUAGCAUUUGAUCCAAACAUCUUGCCAUACUUGUAGUUUUGAGUUCAAACCUACCUAACAGUCAGUAUGUUAUGCCCACCAUCCAAAUCAAGGCUCUUCAACUUUUUGCUCUUGAUCUGUUCACCUGACAAGAGGUUGCUCCUCCAUGUUGACAGAAGGAGCUGCUGUGUCCAUUUUGCUACCCUUCUCUUUCCAUCACAGUACUUGAACUCAGCUGAUCUCAGUCUGUGUAACUUCACCAUUAAAAGGGUGACAUCAACUAAAGGUAGCUGACUAUAAAUAAAACAUGGCUCCAAAACAAGGUACUUUAAUGUAGCUCCUAUGAGGUUACUUAUUUGCUCUGCUAGAAAGAGCAGCUAAAUGUCCUUGCUUUUACAGCCAUGUCUUUAACCCUUUAGUGUUUGCAUUAUUCUGCCCAAAUUAAUCCUUUUUUAUCCACAUUGUUU